ACUUACCGUACAACCGUACAUAGGAAAGGACAGUGCGAUUUUCUAUACAAAAUGACCAGUAAGAAACAUUUUACCGAAAUCGAUAAGAAUACAUUCGUGGCAGUAUUAAAAAAGUUUUCGCACAUAGUAGAAAAUAAGAAAAGUGACAGUUCCACUCUGAAGAACAAAGAAGAUGCGUGGCAGGAAAUCACACAGCAAUAUAAUAUGUCUGCUGUGAUUUCAUCCAAGAGGAAUACUGUACAGCUGAAAAAAUGUGGAGUAACAUGAAGGCUGCGCAACGAACCGCGAUAAUGAGGGAAAGACAAUCCCGAUUGGCAACAGGGGGAGGACCGGCAGAACCGGCAGCAGAAAU
Molecule: messenger RNA, 352 nt
Organism: Osmia bicornis bicornis
Lineage: Eukaryota; Metazoa; Arthropoda; Insecta; Hymenoptera; Megachilidae
Product: myb/SANT-like DNA-binding domain-containing protein 3
Exons: 2
Coding region: 52-267 (71 amino acids)
Source: RefSeq, a predicted model, not a curated record